AUGGAAAACCAAACAACAGUGUUGUUUCUCACUCGUCUGUCUGAUCUUCCCAAUCUACAAGUUCCUCUGUUCCUGGUGUUUCUCCUCAUUUAUCUUAUAACUCUGACUGGGAACCUUCUCAUCCUUCUCCUGAUCUUCACUGAUUCCCAUCUUCACACCCCCAUGUACUUCUUCCUUGGAACCCUGGCAUGUCUGGAUAUGAGUUUCUCCUCAGUCACUGCCCCAAGAAUGCUCUUUGAUUUACUCACAGGUAGAAGGGACAUUUCUGUACCAGCUUGUAUAACUCAGAUCUACUUCUUCAUCUUUUUCGUUGCAUCAGAGGUAUCUGUGCUGGCAGUGAUGUCCUAUGACAGAUACAUUGCCAUCUGCCGCCCGCUUCACUACAUGCAGAUAAUGAGCUGGAAAUUUUGUGUUCAGCUUGUAUCAGGUGUGUUGGUGCUCAGUGCAAUUUAUCCCUUGGUGCACACUCUUUUUUUAACCAAACUGACAUUUUGUAGGCCUGAUGCUUUGCAGAGUUUCUUUUGUGACCUGCCCCAAUUGCUUGAGGCUUCCUGUAGUGACACAUUCAUCAAUGUAUUGCUCAUAUUUCUCCUUGGGAUAUUGUUUGGUGGUGUCUUUUUUGGGGUCAUCUUUUACCCAUACAUCAGCAUAAUAAUGACAGUUCUGAAAAUCCCAUCAAUAAACAUGAGAGCCAAAGCUUUCUCCACCUGCUCCUCUCAUCUAACUGUCGUCUUUAUAUUUUACACUACUAUUUUCUUCAAUUACUUUAGCUCAAAUGCAAAGUAUAAUGUUACAGAGGACAAAGUGGUGUCUGUAUUUUAUGCAAUAUUAACCCCCUUUUUAAAUCCCAUGAUCUACAGUCUGAGGAACCAGGAGCUCAAAACAUCACUAAGAAGAGCUUUACACAGAUUGUAA
Molecule: messenger RNA, 915 nt
Organism: Xenopus tropicalis (tropical clawed frog)
Lineage: Eukaryota; Metazoa; Chordata; Amphibia; Anura; Pipidae
Gene: or5ar44
Product: olfactory receptor family 5 subfamily AR member 44
Exons: 1
Coding region: 1-915 (304 amino acids)
Biological process (GO): G protein-coupled receptor signaling pathway; signal transduction; detection of chemical stimulus involved in sensory perception of smell
Cellular component (GO): plasma membrane; membrane
Molecular function (GO): olfactory receptor activity; G protein-coupled receptor activity
Source: RefSeq, a predicted model, not a curated record